Laetiporus sulphureus 93-53 is the source of this 1026-nucleotide messenger RNA. RefSeq names its product alcohol dehydrogenase. Gene Ontology annotation, molecular function: oxidoreductase activity, acting on the CH-CH group of donors, NAD or NADP as acceptor. The coding region runs from base 1 to 1026 and encodes 341 amino acids. The transcript has 8 exons. The record is from RefSeq and is a predicted model, not a curated record. Lineage: Eukaryota; Fungi; Basidiomycota; Agaricomycetes; Polyporales; Laetiporaceae.
AUGGCUCCUGUUAGAAACGGACGCGUUCUGUUUAACGAGAUCCCUACCAGUAGAUGGCAGUCACCUUUAUUCAUCAUGAGAGCAAGUCUGACCAUGAUCCCCGUGGGCUCCCAGACCAUCGACCUUGAGAAUGCGCCCCUCGAGGGUGGUUUUCUCGUCAAGACUCUUGUGCUUUCCAUCGACCCGUACAUAAGAAGCAGGAUGCGCGACUCGAGCAUCACAGGCUAUUUGGCAACCACCUCUACGAUUUUUACCAUACGUAUUAACGCGGUCAUACUUUGUACAUCUUGUCAUGAUGUUUCCCCUUCGUAUUGUAUUGUUGCCGCCGCAAUAGCCUUCCAAGAAUACUUUGUUGCCAAGGAUGCGAGUGUCUUCCACAUGCUGGAGAAUAAGGAGAAGCUUCCGUGGUCCAUAUACAUUGGGGUCUUGGGCAUGCCAGGUCAAACUGCGCAUCACGGAUGGAGGGAAUUUGCUCAUGCGAAGAAGGGAGACGUGGUGUUCGUUACUCCUGGAGGAGGUCCCAUUGGGGCUACCGUGAUCCAGCUUGCGAAAGCUGAGGGGCUUCAAGUCAUCGCAUCCGCUCAUUCUGAGAACAAGAUUGAGUUUAUCUGUUCGAUCGGUGCAGAUGUCGCGUUCAACUACAAAACGACGAAGGCGCUAGAUGUGCUUCAGAAGAACGGCCCGAUUAACAUCUAUUGGGACAAUGUAGGUGGUGAGACGCUCGAAGCGGCACUCGAAGCUGCUGCCGUUGGUGCUCGCUUCAUCGAAUGCGGUAUGAUUUCGGCUUACACCGCCAGCGAGCCUUACAUCGUGAAGAACCUCGUCCAGAUCAUCGCCAAGCAGCUGCGCGUCUCCGGAUUCAUCGUUACGUCUCUAGACGAUAAAUGGCUCGUGGACUUCCACAAGGAGUUUCCUCCCAAAGUUGCGAGCGACCAGAUCAAGUAUAAGGAAGAUGUCAGCAAGGGGCUCGAGUCGGCUGGUCAGGCAAUCCUGGAUGAGUUGACGGGGAAGAACAAGAAAAAAUAG